CUUUCUGAAGCAUUUCCUGAGCCUGACCACGCUCUGUACUGGAAGGGUUUUCUGGGUUGAAGAUUGGCCUGCAGAGGGAUCCUGCAGGUGGGAGGCUUUAGGACAACCAUCAGUAGUUGUCUCGGGCAGGACAAGGGGCUCCCAGGCAAGGCCAUGGCCCCCCUGCGGCUCCUGUGGCUGUGGCUGCUGGUCGCGGGCACUCAAGGCGUGAAAGACGGUGACAUGCGGCUGGCCGACGGGGACACCGCCAACGAGGGCCGCGUGGAGAUCUACUACAGCGGCCAGUGGGGGACGGUGUGUGACAACCUGUGGGACCUGACGGAUGCCAGCGUUGUCUGCCGAGCCCUGGGCUUCAAGAAUGCCACCGAGGCUCUGGGCAGAGCCACCUUCGGGCCAGGAAGGGGCCCUAUCAUGCUGGACGAGGUGCGGUGCACAGGGACUGAGCCCUCGCUGGCCAACUGCACAUCCCUGGGCUGGAUGAAGAGCAACUGUAGACACGACGAGGACGCCGGCGUGAUCUGCACCAACGAAACCAGAGGCAUCCACACCUUCGACCUGUCCAGCGAGCUCCCCGCAGCUCUAGAGCAGAUCUUUGAGAGCCAAAAGGGCUGUGACCUGUUCAUCAAGGUGAAGACGAAGGAGGAGGACGAGCUGGGCAUCUGUGCCCACAAGUUGAUCCUGUCCACCAACCCCGAGGCACACGGCCUGUGGAAGGAGCCAAGCAGCAGGGUCACCAUGGAGGUGGACACUGAGUGUGUGCCUGUCGUCAGAGACUUUAUCAAGUACCUCUACUCCCGGAGAAUCGACGUCUCUCUGUCGUCAGUGAAGUGCUUGCACAAGCUCGCCUCUGCCUCCGGGGCCAAGCGGCUACAGAGCUACUGCGGGCACCUCUUUGCCAUCCUCCUCCCCCAGGACCCUUCUUUCCGGACACCCCUGGACCUCUAUGCCUAUGCCCUGGCCACCCGGGACCCCGUGCUGGAGGAGAUCUGCGUGCAGUUCCUGGCCUGGAACUUCGGGGCCCUGACGCAGGCUGAGGCCUGGCCGAGCGUCCCCACGGCCCUGCUCCGAGACCUGCUGUCCAGGAGUGAGCUGGUCACGCCCAGCGAGCUGGCCGUGCUGCUGGCCUUGGAUGAGUGGAGCCAGGAGAGGCGCAUCUCCCACGGGGAGGUGGAGGGCUUGGUGGAGAGGGUGCGGUUCCCCAUGAUACCGCCCAGGGACCUCUUCACGCUGCAGUUUAACCUGUCCCUGUACUGGAGUCACGAGGCGCUCUUCCAGAAGAAGAUGCUGCAGGCCCUGGAGUUCCACACCGUGCCCUUCGAGCUGCUGGCUCAGUACAGGGGCCUGAACCUCACCGAGGACACCUACCAGCCCCGGCUUUACACCUCGCCCACCUGGAGCGCCUCCGUGAUGGGUUCUGGUUACAACCCCUACCGGUCCUUCCAGACGCCCCAGCACCCCAGCUUCCUCUUCCAGGCCAGCUCAGUCUCCUGGACUUUAGUCUACCUCCCCACCGUCCGGAGCUGCUGGAACUACGGGUUCUCGUGCUCGUCUGACGACCCCCCGCUCCUGGCCCUCUCCAAGUCUAGCUACUCCAAUCCCACCAUCGGUUAUGAAAACAAGGCCCUGAUGCUCUGUGGGGGGAACUUCGUGGCGGACGUCACCAACUUCGAGGGCUGGAAGGCCCUGAUCCCCAGCGCCCUGGGCACCAACAGCUCCAGGAGUGCUUCCUUCUUCCCCUGCCCGGCAGGGUCCUUCAGCAGCUUCCAAGUCGCCAUCCGUCCCUUCUACCUGACCAACUCCACGGGUGUGGACUAGACCCGAGGCUGGGAGAGCCAGGGUGGCAGGAGCGCCCAGAGGCUGGGCACCUCCCAUCCUUCACCUCCUCUCUGCAACCAUCUCCAACCACCGGCCACCAGAUGGCCCCCCUGCUUCCGUUGAUCUCUCCGAGCUUAAAGAAAUCACUGGAAGGUUUCAACUAGUGCAGUCCACAAACCGAGAACUCCCACUUCCCACUGCCCAGCUGGUUUGUCGGGAAGCAACAAGAUGUGAACUAGGAGCUGUUGGGUCUCCUACCCUGCCUUUCACUCCGCCCUCUGCUGUCCCUUAUCUGAGAUCAUUAAAAUUGCACUGUGGUUCCCAA
This is a messenger RNA of Balaenoptera acutorostrata (minke whale), 2140 nucleotides long. It is a transcript of the gene LGALS3BP, whose product is annotated as galectin 3 binding protein. Gene Ontology annotation, cellular component: membrane; extracellular matrix. The record is from RefSeq and is a predicted model, not a curated record. Bases 154 to 1815 code for a protein of 553 amino acids. Lineage: Eukaryota; Metazoa; Chordata; Mammalia; Artiodactyla; Balaenopteridae. The transcript is spliced from 6 exons. Gene Ontology annotation, molecular function: protein binding.